UUACCAAUACGAUUUCGAAUCUGAAGACUCUUACAUACGCCGAAAGAGGAACGUAUACAUGGAAGUAGACACAGAAGAAGAGGUUGGUGGCCAGGCAGUGCCCAUGCAAUUGGUUGCUGGACAAUUGUAUGGAAACAGCAUACAGGUGUCAAAUGGCUCGGGCAUGUCCAUUUCCCUUGACCCAACGCAACACAACUACAGCACUGUUCCUCUGGUAUUUCUACCGAAAAACACCAUAAUCAUUAGCCAAAACCAAAGCACAGAUGAGACACAGAAUACAAUUGACUCAGAUACUGACGUGAAUGAUAAAGUCAUGGCAAGUCCUAUGUAUUUAUAUGCAGACAUAAAAAAUGAAGAGUCAGCAGAUGAAGAUCUGAUUCCUGAUAGACUUAAUCAAAGUAUUUCUCACCAUGACUACACAGGAACUGUCCCUGUAAUUCAGCGGCCUGAGGUACCUUGUGUUAACAACCAGAACAGUUCUAAUGUAAUGUAUGGCGUAAAAAGUGAGUUCUCUAAUGCAACAUUCUCUAACUCUGAUGUUGAUAAUGACAGUUGUUUGGUGAUACAGGAAGCUGUGGAGCAGGAGGUGUCUACUACAUCUACCAGUCUGGAAGAUGAAGAGAUAGUCAGAAGUAAGCCCCUUACUGCAAUGUACUUGCAAAGAAAAGAACUCCCUGUCACAGACUCUUUAUACACCCCAAAGAGUAACAGGGAAAGAAAGUUAAGUACACCCAAUAAGUCUCCUGGUAGUUCACGAUUUACACUAAAACCAUCUAGAACAGUUGGCUUGGAUUAUGAUGAUUUAAGAAUAUGUCCUGUGGAAGAUAUGUACAAAAUGCGGAACAGUUAUAAUGAUCCUGUAAGUGUGUAUCACCCGAACACUGGGGAAAUUCAUUUUAAGGUGAAUGAUAAUGAUUUUGAUCUUGAUAAAAAGUCUCCAACUUCUAAACGAUCUGUGGAAGCAAUCUUAGCUGCGUCUGAGACUAUAAAAAACCAAGACAUUGCAUCAGAAGUGGAAAUUGGAACUUGUGAAGUUGAAGUCAGUCAGUCUGGGAAAAGAAUACGAAAGUCAAAAAAUAAGUUUGAAGGCAUUGAAGAGGAUAUUGAACAGAUCAGAAAAGCAUCAAAAGAUGUUGGUCCCUCUCAUAAAGGUAAAGGACUUGGAAGAAGAAAAGAUGGUAAAAAGAGAAAAAAGCCAAGAAUAAGGUUAACCUUGACAAAGGCCAAGCAUAGAACACUGGCAAGUAGGGUCUAUCUUGAUGAAAGUGAAGAAAAUGAUUAUGAAGCUUCCCCUCCAAAAGCAAAACGGGGACGAAAACCAAAGGACUACUUUUUACAUGAACCAAAUAUUAUAUAUCAAUGUGAAUAUUGUGAAAAACAGUUUAAAACUAGAGACAAGGUCCGAGCACAUACUAAGAUACACACAGAAGAACGAGCGUUUGGAUGCGAUAUUUGUGGGCAGCGCUACAGACGGCGGGAACAUCUGGUUCGUCACUAUAGGGGCCAUACAAAUGACCGCCCGUAUGAGUGUUUAGAGUGUGGAAAAACGUACAUGAGGGCAGAACAUUUGAAGCGCCAUAGUUACGACCACACUGGUGAAAAACCCUUUGAAUGUCCUAUAUGUCAAAAGGCUUUUAAUCGCCAUGAUCGUUUACUUAAACAUUCCUUAGUACAUGAUAAAUAAUAUAUAUAUUAUUAUAUCUACAAAAUUUAUAGUUGCUUGUCAUGAAUCAUGUCUGGUUGUUAACCAGGUUUUCACAUAGUGAAUUUCAUUAAGGGUUGACAUAUCCUGACCAAACUUGGUCUAUAGGAAGAGUUUAUGGAUACCUUUCAUGGGAUUGCGUUUGGGGUCCCUAGAGUCAAGGUCACUGUUACUAAAAAGUAGAAAAACGGUUGAAACUGAAUAACUUUAGUUCAGGUUGACAUAUCUUGACCCAACUUGGUAUAAAGGAAGAGUUUAUGGAUACCUUUCAUGGGAUUGCAUUUGGGGUCCCUAGGGUCAAGGUUAAGGUCACUGUUGCGAAAAAUAGAAGAAUGGAUGAGUUAGCUAAAUAACACACAUGCAUCAUGUACUCGGCACAUGCAUCAUGUACACGACACAUAUAUCAUGCAUCAUGUACACGAACUGAAUAACUUUAGUCAGGGUUCACAUAUCUUGACCUAACUUGGUAUAAAGGAAGAGUUUAUAGAAUCCUUUCAUGGGAUUGUGUUUGGGGUCCCUAGAGUCAAGGUCAAGGUCACUGUUACUAAAAAUAGAAAAACUAUUGAAACUAACUACAUUGUACUUGAGUUAAGGUUGACAUAUCUUGACCCAACUUGGAAUGAAGGAAGAGUUUAUGGAUACCUUUCAUGGAAUUGCGUUUGGGGUCCCUUGGGUCAAUGUCACUGUUAUUAAAAAAAGAUAACCGUUUGGUACUGAACAACUUUAGAGUUGACAUAUUGUGACCAAAUUGGUAUGUAGGAAGAGUUUAUGGAGACCUUUCAUAGGAUUGCUUUGAGGCCCCAAGGGUCAAGGUCACUGUUACUAAAAUAGAUAACAGUUUGUUACUGAACAACUUUAGUUAGGGUUGACAUAUUGUGACCAACUUGGUAUGUAGGAAGAGUUUAUGGAGGACUACCAUUGAAUUGCUUUUGGAGCCCCUUACAAGGUAAAGGUCAAGGUCACUGUUACUAAAGUUAGAAAAACAGUUAAAACUGAAUCAAGCAACGAAGGCUGAAGUUCCUCUGUCAGUCAUUGAAAACCUGGUUUAUUCGCAUUGCAGCGUUUCUCGUGUUUUUUUAGAGACCAUGAAGCAACACAUGUAUCAUGUACGCGACACAUGUAUCGUGUACACGACACAUGUAUCAUGUACGCGACACAUGUAUCGUGUACACGACACAUGUAUCAUGUACGCGACACAUGUAUCGUGUACACGACACAUGUAUCAUGUACGCGACACAUGCAUCGUGUACACGACACAUGUAUCAUGUACGCGACACAUGCAUCAUGUACACGACACAUGCAUCAUGUACUCGGCACAUGCAUCAUGUACACGACACAUGCAUCAUGUACUCGGCACAUGCAUCAUGUACACGACACAUGCAUCAUGUACUCGGCGAGUACAAAAAGUGAGGUAGGGAUGCUUGAGUAAACUAUGUUUUGAUUACGUUUAUGUUUCUAAGAAUAUAUAUUUAUUUAUUUUUAAAUAUUGAUGUGAUCCUUGGCACAAUUUGAGUGCUAAGUAUAAUAUCGAAUGACUUUUGUGAGUAGGUAGUAUUUCACUUCUAUUUAACUUGCUACAAGUAAGACCUACAAAAACAGACCAAUGCAACUUCAUGGGUUUCUUAUAUAAUGAAAAAAUAAUCUCCCCUAUUUUACAGCAGCCGAUUGCAACCAAUGUCCAAUUUCUCCAGUGAAUAAUCUUAUUUGCUAAGUUUGAAAUGCUUAUUGCAUGCUUAACUUCUAGAUAUAACUAUACUGGACCGAAUACCUUUUUUUAAUGAUUUCUUGCAUAUUUUCCACACACUAGUACAUUACGACAGACCCCAGUAAUAGUACAGGUUUGUUUCUUAUAAAAAGGAUAUAUAUGUUGUUCCUGUUUUUGUUUUCAAAAGCUGCAGUUGUAAAAGUAGUCUGGUUUUUUAAUGAAAUAAAUUCAUCUCAGAUGUC
Mya arenaria is the source of this 3649-nucleotide messenger RNA. Its product is annotated as zinc finger protein 2-like. The record is from RefSeq and is a predicted model, not a curated record. NCBI's taxonomy places the organism in Eukaryota, Metazoa, Mollusca, Bivalvia, Myida, Myidae. Bases 59 to 1684 code for a protein of 541 amino acids. The transcript is spliced from 3 exons.